Messenger RNA from Saccharomyces eubayanus, 12282 nucleotides. RefSeq names its product dynein heavy chain (gene DYN1). Gene Ontology annotation, cellular component: dynein complex. Gene Ontology annotation, biological process: microtubule-based movement. Bases 1 to 12282 code for a protein of 4093 amino acids. NCBI's taxonomy places the organism in Eukaryota, Fungi, Ascomycota, Saccharomycetes, Saccharomycetales, Saccharomycetaceae. The transcript has a single exon. The record is from RefSeq and is a predicted model, not a curated record. Gene Ontology annotation, molecular function: dynein intermediate chain binding; ATP binding; minus-end-directed microtubule motor activity.
AUGCCGGAAAAUGAGGAAGGACUUGCUAAUGAGCUGAUAAGGUUUAUCGCAACCACCGUGGCAGGCAUAAAGAGUCUCACUAAAGAAGAUGAGCAAAGGCUCAAUAAUUGUCUUCAUGGUCAACAUCGUGAACGUUUUAGAUCGUUUCUUGGCUUAAUGGACGGGCAAGAGCAUAGCACUCUUUUUGUCCUUCUUUUCGAAGAGUUGGAUAGAAUAUUAGUUACUAUUGACUUUGAUGAAGAGAUGGUAGAAAAUAAUAAUUGGGCAGAUGAGAAAUACUCUACAUUAUUGAUCAUCAAGUCCAAAAACGAAAUUGUGGAUGCGGAGCCGAUAACAACGCAAGUAAACGUGAUAUACAUGCCCGGUCCCGUAAACACAGGAAACUUAGCUUCGAUUGUUACUCAUGGUGUAUCGUCUGUAUUCGGUCAGUUGGUGAAGUCCGAUGCAAAGUCAUAUUCUGUCGAAACCAUAGAUAAAACCAGGAGGAAACUAGAUGACAUAGCUAAGCAAUUUCAGCAGCUUCAUAAUUCAAUUGAAACUCCAGACCUUUUGGAAAUGGUUCCUAAUAGUAUCAAAGAUGCUGUUUCGAAAGGUGCUACUUCACAUGAUUACGCAAACUAUUUUUCCAGCAAUGAAUUGAACGAUAUAAAAAUUUUAAAUUCUUUGCAAAGCAUAGCAAACAAAUGGGUCUUAGUCAUCAAACAAACAUUAGCCAUUGACAGAGAUAUAAAAGAUGGUUCAGUUUUAAAUGAGCUAGAGUUUUGGUCGAAUUUGCACGAGGUAUUGAAAUCGCUUAUCCAACAAACGCAAAAUCAAGAAUUUCAAAUAUGUCUAUCUAUUUUAACCAGCGCAAAAAGAUUUCAUAACUUAACAAACAUGCUAAAUGAAGGCACCCUUUCAGAAAAACUAAAACAAGUAGAUAGAUACGACCAGUUUUUAUCAUCAAUCCCAAUCGAUGAAGUUCAUCGGUCGACUAGCAUUGAACACCUACGUGAAUUAUUUGUCAAUUUGGCAUCUAUAUUGAAAAGGUUUAGAUACUCGAACUAUCCAGUUCCAAGAUUUAUUAUUCUGAUGGACAAAGUCUCCCAAGAAGUUAUAGAUGCAUUACUAAACAGCCUCUCAAAUAUCUUUAAGUUGGAUUAUGGUUCUUUUUUGGCCCUGUAUAAAAAUUCAAUCCAUACCAUAGAAGAAUGGGAUUUCAUUGUGCAAGAUAUCAAUCUUUUGAUUAGAGAGGAUCUCAGGAAGAACGCACCGCAUGAAUUACUAUCACGAAAACUGAUAUUCACAAGCGAACCCGUAAAAGACAUUUUAAAUCAAAUUUUAACGACACGUAACAGAUUUUUUUCAUUAGCCGAAACGUUAAAGGCUAUAUCCUCCUCUACAUAUCAUGACGAAAUACAGAAACUGUACGAACCAUUUCAACAGAUAGACGAUAUUUCUACAAAUUUCAAAGUGAAAUUAGAACAAUCCGAGCGUCAAUAUAGUAAAAGCAUGUUUGAUUUGGAGACAAAGUUGCAAAGCUUGCUAGCAAAUGUUGUUGAUUCAGGGCGCAGGCCAAUUGAAAAAUUAAGCCAUCUGGUUAAAUUUAAGCCAUUGAUGGAAUUUUGCCCUCGAAUAAAAGUAAAAGUACAAGAGAAUCAGCAGAUAUUGUUAACUGAGAUAAAAAAAGAAAUACUGCAAUUAGAAGUUGGAUUAAACGCUUUGCCUGAAAUAUUGCAACUGGAAGAAUUGAAUGAUAUUCCUCCCAUAUCUGCAAAAAUAUCUUACUACUUAAGAGUCCAAUCCCAUAUUGACAAAAUAGUCCAAUAUCUGGAAGUUCUCUUUGGUUCUAGUUGGAGUGAUACACUAGAAGGACGUUUGAUAUCUGCGUCGAUACUGCAACUGAGAAAGGACACGAAUCCUCAAGAGGUUUUUUUGCAGUGGUUGAAUAACUUCCCUGAACAAAUAACGACAAACCUUUUGAUUAUGCCUGUUUUGAAACUGAUAAGAAAUAGCAAGGAUAGUUAUGAAUUAAAAGUAAAUUUCGAUUUUGUCUUAGCUGCUGCUUAUAAAGAGUUGAGAAAUUUAACCUACAUGGAGUUUCAAGUGCCUAGCCAUGUGGCACGUAUUGCGAGAGCUUAUAUGAGCUUAUAUCCACGAGCAAUCACCCUAGUUGAACUUAUUCAAACGUUUUUUUCAGUCAAUAAAUCACUUUCGGAAAAUUUUUAUACAAACGUUUUUUUGAAGAAGAGAGUUCAAACCGUAUGGACGUUAUUGCAACAGUUCUUGGAAACAUCGUGGGAAUCGUUACACGAGGUUGAUUCGACUAAUCAGGAAACAUCAUGCUCCCCUCACAGCCUGGACGCAUUAGAAAAAGUGAUCGGCGAUGUUAUUUUUGAUUACCAAAUCUUAAAAAAUUCAGAAGCUCAGUUUGCCAAGGAAUUCUCUCUUCUGAAUCAUUUUGAAGGCACUGCUAGCGAGUUCUAUAAAUUGGAAAAGGUAAUAGGUAAUAUUCAGGCCAUUUUUGAAGAUUUUUCUGCCAAGGGUCUUGCUGGCGUAAGUAAGUAUAUCCCUGGGUUUAAUGAUUUGAUUAUUAACAUACUACUGGAAAAGGCCUCUAUAAACGUAAAGAGUCUUCGUUUCCCUAAGCACACAUUUAAGCUUAAAUUCGACAAGGGUAAAAUAACACCAUCACCGUCCUUAAAUGAAAUAAAGGGAUCUCUACUGAAAGAUAUUGAGAUUCUUUUGAGGACAGUUACUCAAAUUGAGUUGCUGCAUGAUUCGGGAAAUCCUGUUUCAACGACCUUGACAUUUGAUGCAGUUGUGAUCAAGCUGGAAGGUGAUAUUAAAAAAUCUUUGAACGAGAUUCAAGCUUUGUAUCUUAAAAUCAAUGCAUACGUCAAAGAAUGGCAAAAAAUGGGCUUCCUUUGGAAAAUUACGGAGCAAAGUCUUUUGGAGACAAUCGAUAACAGCACUCAAAAAUGUCUUGAUAUCUUAACGGGGCUUCUUGAUUCCAAGUCCAGCUUUGAUCAACUUUUGAGUCGAAAUAUCUUUGCGACAAAUUUCGAGAUCCAAACCCAAGAAACACAUAGUUAUAUCCGCUCAAAAAUCAACAUUUGGGUCUCGUUUGUCAGCGAACAUCUUUUGAAACUAUAUGACCACGAUGCUAGGCAAUUAGAUGAAGAUAUGAAUAGGGAUAGAGAGGCUCUGGAAGAGAUGGACAUAAAUUUUUCUUCUUUAAAAAAUAUAACCAUAAUAAUUGAGGCUGUCAUUAUGAACAAAAGGCGCGCCAUUGAACGAGAAGCACAAAUUAAGCUACUGAGAUCGGUCACAAGGACACUUAUGAAACUUAGAGUGGAAUUUCCGCCAAAAUUUGUUUACAUAGAGCAGCUUGACAUUGAUUUUGGUACGCUAAGAGAAUGUUUGGGUCGUGUGGAACAAGAGAUGCAAAAACACCGCGUGUUGAUUGCUCAACGGUUGGAGCAAGAAGUCGAAAACAUUGAUGAGCUAUCGCGGUCUCUGAAUGAAAGUUGGUCGGUUAGGAAACCCGUAUCUCCAACAUUAACUCCUCCUGAAGCGCUUGAAAUCUUGGGCUUGUUCAAUAAAUCACUGUACACAUUGAAGACAAAAGUGGAUUGUGUUACAGAUGCUGCAAAGAUGCUACUUAUUCCUGUUAUUUUAAAGGAUCAACUAGUACGGACCGUGGAUGAGGUUAAACAAUAUACGCUAGUUUGGAAAAGUAUUGAGGAUCUUUGGAAAAAUUUACAAAAAACUGUUGAAACACCGUGGUGCAGGAUAGAUAUACUGUCGCUUCAACCACAGCUAACUGAUCUUCUUCAAAGCGCGAAUGAGCUUCCCAGAGUUGUCAAACAAUUUGAAAUAUUCAAGUCGUUGUUUUCGCAAAUUAACAUUCUUAGUUCUGUAAAUGGGGUUCUAAUUGAAUUAAAGGACCCGGCUUUAAAGCCUAGGCAUUGGAACAUGAUAUUUCGUGAUAUCGGCAAAAGGCAAAUGCAAAAGAAUUUAGUUGAUAGAUUCGAAUUCCCUCUCAAAGAUGUUAUGCUGCUAAAUUUGACGCUAAAUGAGGUAUUGGUUACAAAAAUUAUACAAAGAGCACAAAAGGAAUUUGUAAUAGAAAAAUCGCUGAACAGGAUCAAAACUUUUUGGAAAGAGGCUCAGUAUGACGUAAGAGAACAUCCGAGUGGAAUCAAACUUGUGGGUGAGUGGGAUGUACUAGAACAAGCUUGUAGAGAAGAUUUGGAGGAGUUAAUAUCUAUGAGAACUUCAAACUACUACAAGAUUUUUGAGCAAGAUUGUUUGGAUUUCGAAUCUAAACUAACAAAAUUGUCUGAAAUUCAGGUAAAUUGGAUUGAAGUUCAAUUUUACUGGUUGGAUUUGUAUGGAAUCCUUGGUAAAAAUGCGGACAUUCAAAACUUCCUUCCCCUUGAGACCUCUAAAUUCAACAGUUUGACCAAUGAGUAUAAGAUAAUGACUACGAGAGCGUUUCAACUUGACACAACAAUUGAAGUAAUACAUAUCCCAAAUUUCAACACAACAUUAAAAUUGACAAUUGAUUCUUUAAAGAUGAUUAAAUCGUCGCUAUCAAACUUUUUAGAACAGCAAAGAAGGAAAUUCCCCAGGUUUUACUUUCUGGGUAAUGAUGAUCUUUUGAAAAUCAUAGGAUCUGGAAAGCACUACGAUCAUGUUUCGAAAUUUAUGAAGAAAAUGUAUGGGAGUAUUGACUCUAUAGUUCAUUCUGGGGAUUGCAUAACUGGUGUGAGAUCGCUAGACGGAGAAGUACUAGAUUUGAAUCAAAAAAUCAAGCUGCCCAACUCGGUUCAAGCUCAAGAGUGGUUAAGCAGCUUGGACACAGAAAUCAAGUUAAGUGUCUUUAGUCAGUUUAAAGAGUGUUUGAACGAAUUCAGAAAUGGUGUUGAUAUGGAAGCUAUUAUGCCCAAUUAUAUAUUUCAAGCAAUUCUUCUCGCAGCUCAAGUUACAUGGACAGAACAGAUUGAAAAGUGUUUUCAAACUAAUGAGUUCUCAAAAUACAAGGAAAAGACCAGGAAGAAAAUUAAAGAAUUAUUGGAUAAGUUAGGCAACUCUUCCAAAAAUACGAGAAAGAAAAUUGAAUCUUUACUGGUUGAAUAUUUGCAUUUUGAUAAUACUAUAGAUGAGCUCAAAAAGUGUUCUUCUGCCGAAGAAGCGCAAUUAUUGUGGGCAAAGGUCCAAAAGUUUUAUCAAAAAAAGGAUGCUCAGGAUGAUUUUGAUUCGAUUUUCAUAUCUCAAAGUAACUAUACCUUACAGUAUAGGUUUGAGUAUAUUGGAAUUCCAGAAAGAUUAAUUUAUACACCAUUACUUCUUAACGGGUUUGCCGCACUUACAGAUUCUUUGAAUCAGAAGUAUGGUGGGUGCUUCUUUGGUCCCGCUGGGACAGGUAAAACAGAAACAGUAAAAGCAUUUGGCCAGAAUCUCGGCCGUAUGGUGGUUGUCUUUAAUUGUGAUGACUCGUUCGAUUAUCAGAUUAUUUCUAGGUUACUGGUAGGUAUUACACAAAUAGGCGCAUGGGGAUGUUUCGAUGAAUUCAAUAGGCUGGAUGAGAAAGUUUUAAGUGCUGUAUCUGCCAAUAUUCAAGAAAUACAAAAUUCUUUACAAGUCGGGAAGGUCUAUACUGCACUUUUAGAAGAAGAAACGCCGUUAAGUACGCAUACAGCAGUAUUUAUUACUUUAAAUCCUGGAUAUAAUGGAAGGUCAGAACUACCAGAAAAUUUGAAAAAGAAUUUCAGAGAAUUUUCUAUGAAAUCGCCCCAAAGUAAUACUAUCGCAGAAAGCAUAUUGCAAAUUUUGGGGUUUGAAGACGCUAAAUCACUGGCAUCGAAAAUAGUUCGAUUUCUUGCCCUGUUGGCCUCAAAAUGUAGUCCAAUGAAGCAUUAUCAUUUUGGUUUGAGGACACUAAAAAGUGUACUGAGAAAUUGCAGCCCUUUGAGUGAGGAAUUCGGUAAACAGGAAAGAACAUUAGUGGAAAGCUUAAGAAGAGCGAUUUUGCCAUCAUUAAACGAUGCCGAUGAAUCUGUAUUUAACGAAGGAUUAAUGGAAGUAUUUGGCUCUACUGGAGAAGUCUUGGAAUCGGAGGCUUUUGUUCGAUGCUGGAAAGAUAUUUGUCAAAAGAACAAUCUUUCAAUAUCUGAGGAGUUUGCAAAAAAAUGUUUGCAGUUUUUUUAUAUGCAGCAAACACAACAGGCUCUCAUAUUUGUGGGUAACGCAGGCUGUGGUAAAACGGCAACGUGGAGGACGGUUAUUGAUACCAUGGCCAGUUUUGAUGGUCGUGCUAAUAUUGUACAUGUCAUUGACACAAAAGUCCUCGCAAAGGAAUCCAUAUAUGGUAGUAUGGUUAAAGCAACCCUAGAAUGGCGAGAUGGACUUUUUACUUCGAUUCUACGAAGGGUGAACGAUGAUCCCACAGGAACUUUCAAGGACUCGAGCGUUUGGAUCGUUUUUGAUAGCGAUUUGGAUCCAGAAUAUGUGGAAGCCAUGAACUCUGUGCUUGAUGACAAUAAAAUUCUGACGCUACCAAACGGCGAAAGACUUCCCAUCCCUUCGAACCUUCAUAUUAUAUUUGAAACAGACAAUCUCGAUCAUGCUACGCCUGCGACCAUAACUCGAUGCGGUUUACUAUGGUUUCCAUUUGACGUAUGUUCUAUAUCUCUCAAGAUGAAUUGUUUGCUCAGUAGAGGCUUUGAAGUACUUGAUAAUAAAAUAUCCAUGUUGGGGCUCGAUAAAGUAAGGGCUGCAAUCUCAGAUGCUUUUAAUAUGGGUUCUCUAGCCAGCCUUUUUACAAGCGUAGAUAAACUAGAUCAUAUUAUGGGGAUCAGAUCUUUCAACAAACUGGAAACUGCAUUGCAGUUGAUUGUUUAUUUUGUCUCGAGUUAUAGGCAAUGGCUCGAUAAUAUCGACGAUUAUAAGUUGAAGGACGUUGUCGUUCUAGUAAUAAAGCAGUCAUUACUAUAUUCUCUAGCUGGUGACUCAACUACCGUAUCCCAAACGACUUUUAUACAAGAUAUAAACAGUUAUUUUGGAUGUAACGAUCAGGAAUCGCCGGAUUACUCCGAUGUAGUUAUUACAAAGGACAAUUUGGAUUUUACUUCUCUUACUUCCCAGGUUCCUUCGAUUGUUUUAGAGGCACAUGAUGUCAUGAAACCUGAUAUUAUAAUCCCUACAAUUGAUACAAUCAAGCACGAAAAGGUGUUCUAUGACCUAUUAAAUUCAGAGAGAGCAAUUGUUCUUUGCGGCCCCCCUGGAUCUGGUAAAACAAUGAUUAUGAAUAGUACGCUCCGGAAGUCAUCGCGAUUUGAAGUGGUUGGUAUUAAUUUUUCCAAAGAUACCACAACGGAAAAUAUCCUGUCAACUUUGCACCGUCAUACAAACUAUGUUACUACAUCGAAAGGCCUUACUUUGCUGCCAAAGUCAGAUAUUAAAGAAUUGGUACUGUUUUGUGAUGAGAUUAAUUUACCAAAACUGGAUAAAUAUGGUUCUCAAAAGGUCACAUUCUUUUUAAGGCAGCUAAUAGAAAAGGGAGGGUUCUGGAAAACGCCAGAAAACAAAUGGGUCACUACAGAGAGAAUACAUAUCGUUGGUGCUUGCAAUCCCCCAACUGACCCGGGAAGAAUUUCCAUGUCGGAAAGGUUUACACGUCAUACUGCUGUUCUUUAUUUUGGUUAUCCAAGUGAGAAGUCUCUAUUUCAAAUUUACGAAACUUAUUACAAGGCCAUUUUUAAGUUAGCGCCGGAGUUCAAAGUAUAUGCUGAGGCCUUCGCUUGUGCUUCAGUUCAUUUAUAUUACGAAUGCAAAACUUAUUACAGCACUGACCUUCAAUCUCACUACAUUUUUUCGCCUAGAGAACUGACACGUUUAGUUAGAGGUGUAUACGUAGCAAUUAAUAAUGGGCCAAGACAAUCUAUGAGAUCGUUAUUAAGAUUGUGGGCAUAUGAGGCCUGGAGAAUUUUUGCUGAUAGGCUGGUUUCAAUAGAGGAGAAAAACAGCUUUGAAGAAAUUCUCUACAAAACAGUCAGUGAAUUUUUUCCCAGCCAAAAUUUGGGUAAUAUAGCUUCACCUUCUCUUCUCUUUUCGGGUUUAUUAAGCCUUGAUUUCAAAGAGGUCAAAAAAUUAGACCUUGUAAACUUCAUUGAAGAACGGUUCAAAACAUUUUGCGAUGAAGAACUAGAAGUGUCAAUGAUUAUACACGAGUCUAUGAUUGACCACAUUUUGCGUAUUGAUCGUGCGUUGAAGCAAGUACAAGGUCACAUGAUGUUGAUCGGGGCCAGUAGGACAGGUAAAACUACAUUAACAAGAUUUGUUGCAUGGUUAAAUGGUUUAAAAACUGUUCAACCAAAGAUCCAUCGUCACUCCACUCUCGAUGAUUUUGACAUUACUCUGAAAAAAGCUCUACUAGAUUGUUCAAUUAGAGAAACUCGUACUUGUUUGAUUAUUGAUGAAUCCAACGUUCUGGAAACGGCGUUCUUGGAAAGAAUGAAUACGUUGCUUGCAAAUGCUGAUGUACCUGACCUGUUCCAAGGUGAGGAAUAUGACAAACUGUUGAACAACCUACGGAACAAAACAAGAGCUCUUGGUCUUCUAUUGGAUACAGAACAAGAGCUCUAUAGCUGGUUUGUGAGAGAGGUUGCUAAAAAUCUUCACGUGGUUUUUACAAUUUGUGAUCCUAAUGACAACAAGUCUUCCGCAAUGAUAAGUUCACCGGCUCUGUUCAAUCGUUGUAUCAUUAAUUGGAUGGGUGAUUGGGACGUGAAUACAAUGUCCCAGGUGGCCAGUGUUAUAGUGGAACGUAUACCAAUGGAAUUUACGGACUAUGAAACACCUAAGGUCAAUAACGAGUUGAUGUCUAAAAAACCAUACCAAACUGUAAGAGAUGCUGUUAUCAAUAUUUUAGUACGUUUUGACGGUAACUUUUAUAAAGAUACCAAAGCUUACCCACGAUCGCCUGGGUAUUUUUUGGACGGUUUACGUGCUCUUGAGAAUUUUGUUCUAUCAAGAUAUCAAGAGUUGAAGGAAAACCAAAGAUUUGUUAAUGUUGGCCUCGAAAAAUUAAAUGAAUCCGUUUUGAAAGUGAAUGAAUUAAAUAAAAUCUUGUCAAAGAAGAAGAUUGAACUUACAGAGAAGGAAAAGGAGGCUAGGAAGACAUUGGAUAAUAUGUUAAUGGAGCAGAAUGAAUCAGAGAGAAAACAGGAAGCUACAGAGGAAAUUAAAAAGAUACUAAAAGUCCAAGAAGAGAAUAUAAGGAAAAGAAAAGAAGUUGUCAUGAAGAGUGUCCAGGAGAUAGAGCCUACCGUUCUCGAGGCGCAACGUGGCGUAAAGAAUAUCAAAAAGCAGCAAUUGACAGAAAUAAGAUCAAUGCAGAAUCCUCCUUUCGGUGUAAAAAUUGCUAUGGAGGCUGUUUGUGCCAUACUUGGUUAUCAGUUUUACAAUUGGAGAGAUAUUCAACAGUUUAUCAGGAAGGAUGACUUCAUUCACAAUAUAGUACAUUACGACACAAACCUUCAUAUGAAUCCUCAAAUUCGAGAGUACAUGGAAGAGGAAUUUUUGGCAGACCCUAAAUUCACUUAUGAAAUGGUGAAUAGGGCCAGUAAGGCGUGUGGGCCAUUAUAUCAAUGGGUUAAAGCUCAAAUAAACUUUAGUAAAGUUUUACAUAACAUAGAUCCGCUGAGAGAAGAAAUGAAGAGGAUAGAGUUUGAAUCACUGAAAACAAAAGCCAAUUUGCUUGCUGCUGAAGAAAUGACACAGGAUCUGGAAGCUAGUAUCGAGGUAUCGAAGCAAAAAUACAGCUUGUUGAUUAGAGAUGUUGAAGCCAUAAAAACUGAGAUGAGCAAAGUGCAAACUAGUCUCGACAGGUCCACAUCUCUGGUUGAAAGUUUAACUUUUGAAAAAGAGAGAUGGGUAAAUAGUACAAAAGAAUUCAAGAAGACGAGUCAAGAACUGAUUGGCAACUGUGUGAUUUCGUCUAUCUAUGAAACCUAUUUUGGACACUUAAAUGAGAAGGAAAGAUUUGACAUGCUGAGCGAUCUAAAGCAUUUAUUGAACAUCUGUGGCGUCAAAUACGAUUUGAAUUAUCGAUUCAUCGAUUAUCUGGUACCGCUAGAUGAAAAAAUGAAGUGGAUUGAAUGUGGGUUAAAUAAGAACGAUUACUUUUUGGAAAAUAUGAGCAUUAUCAUGAAUUCAAAGAACACAGUGCCAUUUCUUUUGGACCCUAGCUCGCAAAUACUGACAGUUAUUUCCAAUUAUUAUGGCAGUAAGACAGUGAUUCUCAGUUUCCUUGAAGAAGGGUUCGUUAAGAGGCUAGAAAAUGCAAUUAGAUUUGGAAGUGUAGUUAUAAUCCAAGAUGGAGAAUUCUUUGAUCCGAUUAUAUCGAGGCUAAUUUCUAAGGAAUUCAAUCACGCCGGAAAUAGGAUUACCGUAGAAAUCGGUGAUCAUGAAGUAGAUGUUUCUAACGACUUUAAAUUAUUUAUCCAUUCUUGUGACCCUAGUGCUGCUAUUCCAAUAUUUCUCAGGUCUAGAGUAAGGUUAAUUGAUUUUGUCACAAAUAAGGAAAGCAUAGAAACGAGAGUUUUUGACAUCACGCUGAUAGAAGAAAAUGAAGAAAUGCAAAAACAAAGGGAAGAGCUGAUAAAAUUGAAUAGUGAGUAUAAAAUGAAGCUGAAAGAUCUGGAAAGGCAGCUAUUGGAGGAGUUGAGUAAUUCACAGGGGAAUAUGUUAGAAAAUGACGAGUUGAUGAUAACCUUGAACCAUCUGAAAAAAGAAGCUAUAAACAUUGAAAAGAAAUUGCGUGAAUCAGAAGCAUUUAUGCCUCAGUUCGAUAAUCUGGUAGAAAAAUACUCUAUCAUAGGUAAGCAUAGUGUCAGAUUAUUUUCCAUGUUGGAGAAAUUUAGUCAGUUCCAUUGGUUUUACAAUAUUUCCAUAGCGCAGUUUUUAUCGUGUUUUAGACGUGUCUUUGACAAAAAGAACAGCAAAACAAGGGCAAGUGGGACAAGAGUGGAUGAAAUUCUCUGGACAUUAUACCAAGAAGUAUACAGCCAGUUUUCUACCACUCUUGACAAAAAAUAUAAGAUGAUUAUGGCAAUGACGAUGUUUUGUAUGUACAAAUUUGAUAAUGAAAGUGAAGAAUAUAAGGAAGCGGUUCUAGCCAUGAUUGGAAUGCUUUCUGGAGAUGGGAGUAGUGUAGAAGAAUUAAGUGUGAAUAUUAAUGAUGAUUUGAAUCCAUUAUUACAGUACAUCACCACCAAAUCGUAUAUAUCUGCAGUACACUGGUUUAGAAAUGAACUUUUCGUCCAAGAAUGGGAUAUCAUGGAUGUAGUAACAAAUUCGAGAACUAAUUAUUUCACUAUGGCAAGCGAGAGAGACGUUGACGGCACGUUUAAGGUAGUGGAAUUGGCGAAGGCCUCGAAUCAACUGUUGAAGAUCAUCCCUCUGGGCUCCAUCGAAAAUAUUAACUACGCACAAGAAGAGAUAUCAAGGUGUAGAAUACAAGGUGGUUGGCUACUUUUACAAAACGUUCAAAUGUCGAUGUCUUGGGUGAAAACGUAUUUGUACAAGCACAUUGAAGAAACACAAUCAACAGACGAGCAAGAGACGUUUAAAGUAUUCGUGUCAUGCCAUUUAUCCGGUGAGAAGCUACCACCUCCAUUAUUACAAAAGACCGAUAGAUUCGUAUACGAGGAGAUUCCAGGGAUAUUGGAUACGGUCAAAGACUUAUGGGGGACUCAUGCCUCGACGGAUAAAUCUGGAGGAGCAUGGAGCGCAUAUUGUAUGUUCCUAUUGUCAUGGUUCCAUGCUUUGAUCACUGCCAGAACCCGACUGGUGCCCCAUGGGUUUUCUAAGAAAUACUAUUUCAACGAUUGCGACUUCCAAUUCGCGCUGGUCUAUUUAAAAAACAUGCUUGCGACCACUCCGGCCAACAAUAUGCCCUGGACGCAAGUGCAGGACCACAUCGCUACGAUCGUAUACGGAGGAAAGAUCGAUGAAGAGGAAGACCUCCAAGUGGUCCGGAAGCUUUGUUCCCACAUAUUCCGCAGCACGGACGAUCUGCAGAUCGUUCCUGGGGUACGAAUCACACAGCCUCUUCUACACGAAAGCGAUGAAGAAGAACGGGAAAUACUCACCACCAUACUGCGUGAUACAGUCGAGCCUGCAGAUUCACUAAGCUCGUGGCUCCAACUGCAAAGGGACUCGAUUCUGGACUACGAACGUAUCCAGGCGAAAGCAGUGGCCGGCUCGACAAUACAGCUUCUUCGAGACAUAUAG